This is a messenger RNA of Mesitornis unicolor (brown roatelo), 1098 nucleotides long. RefSeq names its product manganese-transporting ATPase 13A1-like. The transcript is spliced from 8 exons. NCBI's taxonomy places the organism in Eukaryota, Metazoa, Chordata, Aves, Mesitornithiformes, Mesitornithidae. Gene Ontology annotation, molecular function: nucleotide binding; P-type ion transporter activity; membrane protein dislocase activity. The record is from RefSeq and is a predicted model, not a curated record. The annotation marks the transcript as partial. Gene Ontology annotation, biological process: intracellular calcium ion homeostasis; extraction of mislocalized protein from ER membrane. Gene Ontology annotation, cellular component: endoplasmic reticulum membrane.
ACGUGUACUGUACCGAGCCCUUCCGCAUCCCCUUCGCGGGCAAAGUUCAAGUUUGCUGUUUUGACAAAACGGGCACGUUGACCAGCGAUCACCUCGUGGUGAGAGGAGUGGCUGGGCUCAGGGAUGGGAAGGAAGUGACGCCAGUGUCUGACAUUCCUGUAGAAACCCACCGAGCCAUCGCUACUUGCCACUCGCUGGUGCAGUUGGAUGAUGGGACGCUGGUGGGGGAUCCGCUGGAGAAGGCGAUGUUGAUGGCUGUGGACUGGACCCUGACCAAAGAUGAGAAAGUUUUCCCCCGAAGUAUUAAAACUCAGGGACUGAAAAUUCACCAGCGCUUUCAUUUUGCCAGUGCCCUGAAAAGAAUGUCUGUCUUGGCGUCGUACGAGAAGAUCGGCUCGACUGAUCUCUGUUACAUUGCAGCUGUGAAAGGGGCCCCCGAGACGCUGCACAAAAUGUUGUCUCAGUGCCCAAGCAACUACCACGCUGUCCACACGGAGAUUUCACACGAAGGGGCAAGAGUGCUGGCCCUUGGCUACAAAGAACUGGGGCACCUCACUCACCAGCAGGUGAGGGAGAUGAAGCGCGAAGCUUUGGAGUGCGACCUUAGAUUUGUCGGCUUCAUUGUGGUUUCCUGCCCUCUCAAAGCUGACUCCAAAGCUGUCAUCAGGGAGAUCCAGAAUGCAUCGCACCACGUAGUGAUGAUAACGGGGGACAAUCCUCUCACUGCCUGCCACGUGGCCCGGGAGCUGCACUUCCUCCAGAGGGAGCACACCCUCAUUCUGCAGCCUCCUGUGAGCAAAGGCUCCAGCUGGCAGUGGCGGUCCCUCGACGGCGCUGUGGUGCUCCCCAUCCUGCCGACCUCCUCACGGGACCUGACCCAGCAAUACGACCUGUGUGUAACCGGGGAAGGGCUCGCUCACCUCCAGGCCGUGAACAGGCAGCAGCUGCUCAGACUCAUACCCCACAUCCAGGUCUUUGCCAGGGUGGUGCCAAAGCAGAAGGAGUUUGUAAUCACUACUUUGAAGAGCCUGGGCUAUGUCACGCUGAUGUGUGGGGACGGCACCAACGACGUCGGAGCUCUCAAACACGCAGACGUGG